CUCUUGGAUACCCGCCUUUCGGGGUCUUGAUCCGGCUGCGCGACUGUCCACCAACCGACCCUUGGGCCCUGCACGAGACCCUGAGACGCCUCUCCCAGCCUCUCCGCGCAGCGACAACCCGAGACUGACACCAAACAUACACCCGACAUCACGACUCUUGGUCACAAGCUGCCAUGCCUCCUCCUCCUCCGCCGCCUCCUCCUCCGUUGCCUGGGGCUGGAGGAGUCCCCCCUCCUCCGCCUCCUCCCCCUCCAGGAGGACUCCCAGGCGGUUUACCAAGCCGUCCACCGCCAAGUUCAGGAGGCCGAAAUGCUCUGCUUGCCGACAUCAACAAAGGCAGAUCCCUUAAAAAGACCGUCACCAACGAUCGCUCGGCCCCGGUUGUUGGCAAGGUGUCAUCCUCAUCAGGCCCUGCCAUAGGCGGCGCCCCUCCCGUCCCUGGCCUCGGCCUGGCGCCGCCUGUCCCCGGAAAUCGAACGCGAAGCAACAGCGAGCACAACUCUGCGGCGCAAGACAUACGCCCAGCCGACUCAGCGCCGCAGUUGGCGGGUCUGUUUGCCGGCGGCAUACCGAAGCUGAAGAAGCGGGGAGGGAACAUUGAUACGGGAGCUGGCGCAGAUGCCUCGUUUGCCUCGGAUUCGGAGAAAGCGCCAUCGCAUUCGGCGCCCCAUGUCCCGACCUUUGCCGCACCGAAACCUCCAGCACCUCCAGCACCGCCGGCCGAUGCUGCGCCAGCUAUUCCUGGAAUUCCUGGACGAGGACCUCCCAUACCUCCCCCCGGCAUCCCAGCCUUGAAGAAGACCAAAGGACCGCCGCCGCCGAUUGGAAAGAAGCCGCCGCCGCUCCCAACAUCUCGCAAGCCCUCAUCCAGAGCUACGCCGCCUCCGGCUCCCCCUCCGCCGGCCCCAGCUUCGGCUGCUCCAGUUCCCGCAGCGGCCCCUCCUCCUCCUCCGCCGCCGCCAGCAUCCUCAGCACCGGCUCCCUUUGCACUACCUCCUCCGCCUCCUCCUCCUCCAGCAACUUCGGCCCCUGUACUGCCCGGAGCACCACCGCCCCCUCCGCCCUCAUUUGCACCUCCGCUACCCUCGCCAUCCUCAGCUCCUCGAGCUCAACCACCGCCGCCACCUCCAGCUCCUCCCGGAGCGGCCCCUUCUCCUCCCCCGGCACCACCAGCGCCUCCAGCGCCUCCAGCUUCGGCUCCGGCGCCGCCUUUUUCCAACGGUCCCCCCGCGCGAGCCAGAGGAUCGUCUCUUCGCCAUACCAUGCUCGAUCCCAGCACAUUUACCUUGACUGCGAAUGGUGGCAGCUCAUCAGUGAGCCUACCGUCCAAGACGACCAAUCACUCACGGGCACCAAGCCAAGGCGGUGCGCGGAUCAUGAUCAACGACACGAGAUGGCACUUUAAGGAUGAGAACCUUUUCCCGAAGCCUCGGGAUUUUGUUGGUGGUGUAAGGAGAUAUAGGGCAGGCAGAGGGAGCAGUGUGCCGCUUGAUUUGAGCGUGUUGAAUUAGGCCAAUAGAUGAUGAUAUCAGUUUGAUUUUUCGGGGAUAUAUAUCUUGUGACUAGUGAAGAAUGAUAUGGAAUACCAAUGCGACAGUACCCCCAAUCUAUAUAUACACACCCCUUUAUAUAUAUUUCAUC
Molecule: messenger RNA, 1641 nt
Organism: Trichoderma virens Gv29-8
Lineage: Eukaryota; Fungi; Ascomycota; Sordariomycetes; Hypocreales; Hypocreaceae
Exons: 2
Coding region: 174-1511 (445 amino acids)
Molecular function (GO): actin binding
Source: RefSeq, a predicted model, not a curated record